This is a messenger RNA of Lethenteron reissneri (Far Eastern brook lamprey), 4436 nucleotides long. RefSeq lists its product as uncharacterized. The record is from RefSeq and is a predicted model, not a curated record. Lineage: Eukaryota; Metazoa; Chordata; Hyperoartia; Petromyzontiformes; Petromyzontidae.
GAAGAAGAAGAAGAGGCGGCGGCGGCGGGGGAUGCACACGGGGACCGCGCGGGCCUCGACGACCCCUGACCCCGGCAGGAGCUCGGCGCGCCCCGAGGGCCCCAAGUGUUGGGUGAGGGAGCGGGCCUUGGGGCCCCUGGGGCCCCAGUGGCGGGUGAGGAAGCGGCCCCUGGGGCCAAGUGGCGGAAUGCUCGGAGGGGCACAAGACGAGAAGUUGGGCAGCGUGAUGGGUGACGAGACCGACGGUCACGAUGGGGACACCGAUGAGGAUGAGAGGCAAGGAGGAGGGGACGAAGACUCGGACCACGACAGCAUCUCCCACGUCAUCCUGGGGACAAAACGGAAGCGCACCCCGCCCCUGCACUCCAGCAGUUCCUCGGACACGGACCACGAUCUGUUCAUCACCCAGCUGCCGGUGUUGAGGAAGAGAGCGCCCCCGCACGAACUCGGGGAGGGGAGCUCCAGUGCGUCACAUGAGGGGGACGUCUGCGGCACCGGCGACGCGGAUGGGACGUCUACUGGGGAGGAGGCCCCACGUGACAAAUUUUCCUCGGACACGGACCACGAUCUGUUCAUCACCCAGCUGCCGGUGUUGAGGAAGAGAGCGCCCCCGCACGAACUCGGAGAGGGGAGCUCCAGUGCGUCACAUGAGGGGGACGUCUGCGGCACCGGCGACGCGGAUGGGACGUCUACUGGGGAGGAGGCCCCACGUGACAAAUUGAAAGGACAGGUGGAGGAGGAGCUGUAUCAUCGCCAUCAGAACAAGAGCCGUACCCCAAAGGGGCCAAAACAGUGCGGAGCACGCCCGUCCUCUCCCAAGGCUCGGCAUCUGCCUCAGCCUCUCAUCCAACAGUACCAGGGGGCGGCCGUCUGGGGGUUGCUCGCCUGCAGCAAGCAGCUGAAGCAGCAGCACUGGAGCAAGUACAUCCAGCGGAUAUGCAACGGAACGCGCGUGAAGACCCUCACCGAGAGCGAAGAGAAUGUCUUUCUGGUCAACUCCUUCGAGGCCUUAGUCGAGGACACGGAUGAAAAUGUCAGGAAAGAGAUGUGCGGUGAAGGUGGAGUGGAUGACACUGAUCGUGUGGAGAUCAGAGUGGUGGACCCCAACUCGUUUAUACUGAACGUUGUCUCGGAUGCGGAUCCGGCUCUGACCGCAAAGUCUAAAGCCAAGACGGUGACUGCAUCACAGACGGGCAGAGCAAAGCCCAACAAGAAGAGGAAAAGGCCAAGGGAGAAACGGAAGCAAAAGACCUGAGGAAAUAAUCGAAGCACCGACGUCUAAUGUGGAGUGCGUACAAUUGCAAGAUGUGGCGCGGGUUUCCGUGUACGAAGAAUGGAGCCUUGCAGCACAGGCAACCAUUGCUGCAGGAGCAAACAUUGAUUGGAGCGCCUGCAAUUCGCAAAAUCACACAGGCAGCUUCCAGCCUGGGGCAGCCUCACUGUAGUAUGGUGCUGUAGUGUCAUAGCCCCACCUCCACGCCCGGCAUGGGGUGUUUACCGAAUGUCGUGCAAAUAUAUGAGCUAGUACUGUGUAUCUUAAGUCCACCUCCGAUAAGCAGGGUUGGCUACGUGCGGUGCGAUAGAAGUUCAACAUACACUCCCUCGAAUUUGUACGGCUGAUGUGCAACUGUAUAGAUUAUGCUGUGGUAAAUUACCACAGCAAGUCGUGUGGAACUGGAAUGAGUGGCGGGGAUGCGCUGGUGUAUGCCGCUGUGCCGGACUGACACCAGAACCCCGAAUGUGUCCCGGUACUUUUCAGAACGGUUCCUAUUCCUUCACUACGGUGUUUUGGCCGAAGGAAAACGGCAGUGAACAUGGGUUGCAGAAGGAAUAGGUUUUAUAGCGGCACUUGUGCAUUUACAUUGUGACCACCGACUGCGAAAACCUGUAUUUAAUAGGGUACAUUGAAGCUGGAAACAAUGAUUUUUUAAAAAGUACACUCACAAUAAUAGUGCAUUUAUCAUCGCCCAAGGUGGGGGAGAUACAUGUAUUAUAAUGUUAAAUAAAUUUAUAGACAUACUGUACGUAUGAAUUUUUCAUGGUCUUUGCAUAAAAGGGGAUAAUUUCUUAGAUACAUAACAGUCAGGCAGGCAUAAGCUAACAAAAAAUACGACUGUGUGUAAAGCUGAUCGCAAUAAAAGCUCAACAGCUGAAUAGGCUAUUGAGCAAAACAAUGUGAUAAAUCUUUCACAAAACAAGACACGUGGUGUCUGUCGGGACUGCCUGAUCACCAAAGCAGGUCCAACCGCACAGCCGCUGUGGAUUUAGCACAACCGUCAUGCAAAUUGGCCCUCUCGUGCUGUUGGUAGGGCUUUAGUUUAACACAUAGGCUGUCGCGACCGAUAUCCAAAAUAGAGGUUUUUUUGGGUUUGAUCGCGUAAAUAUAUACAUGUGUAGGUCUUUAAUCAAUAUUUAAGUAAUACUCAUGAACCUUUACCAUCAAUCUUAACUUUGGAGCUUUCGUGACUGCAGGAAUUAUUCUUUGGUUCUAAAUCGACAAAGUGUGCUUCGCGUUUGAGCUAACUCCUGUGUUUGGACGUGCAGGACUGGGGUCCGAGUAUACCUUUGUUAGGAUCGAUUCAGCCCUCGCGAAAUGUGAUUUUUGUUCAGUUAGUACAUGGAUUGUAGUCUGUUUACAAGCUAGGUUCAUGAGAGCGCUUCCAACCCGAUCGCUGUUCGUGCCUCAUGCAGCCCCAGGCCUUUGGGUGAUAAUGCAUUUUUUUAUUGUGCCGUCAAAAACUGGAAACAACUUUUAUGUAAAUUUCGGAGGAAGGUAAUAACUAAUAACCAGUAGAAAACACAUUAAUAUUUCAUGCAGGUUACAGGCGAUUUAUACUGCCACGAUUAGUUGUGUGUGCCAAGUCUUAUUGCUUAAACAUUUCAACGGAUGGUGCUGAUUAACUGUACUUAAAUGAAUAGGGUAAACAAUACAAUAGUACAUUUGUUUUAACACCUAUCAGCUCAAGGGCCUUACAAAACACUUGCGAAGUUGACAUUUGUGAUUGCAGGGCUUAUUGUGAGAUGCGUAUGGACAGAGAUGUGAAGAAAAUCCAUCAUCAAUGUUUAGUGUCUCUUGUUAGUAUCCACGGUUUCAUGAGGCAAUAUAAAAAAUAGGUUAAUACGACUUUCGAUUAAAACACGUUUUACAAAAUACCACAUCGCAAUCAGCCAUCAUCAAUCUUUGUAUUUGGUUAUAAUUUGCAGAGUACUGAGAAAUAUAUUUUUACACUAAUUUGCAUCAACAUUUUCAUCAAAGCUGUUUAGCAACUGCCUAACUGUCUUUAUUAUAAGAAUCUGAUUUCUGUUCGAGGCGCCGUGUGUCGCCACUACUCAAUGGGUGGUUGUUCUCCCAGAGCCCUUGCCACGAGUGCCACACACACAGGGCUGCUUGCAGGUUCCCUGAUUGUAAUGAGGGCCCUGACAUGACCAACAUUUGCCACCACAAAUCUGACAGGACUGACAAUGCACCAGGGCUUCGGGUACAGUCUGGCAGACCACACUGCACAUUAGCAAAUCCAUUCUGAGCCCAGUGCUGGAUGAAGAGCGUGCUCUGUGAUGUGGCUAGCGACUAUCUGAUGUUGACACUGACCUCCAUCAGCCAUCGCGAUAACGGGCAAGAGUUUCCAUGAAGAGGAAUCACUAAUUCCAUCAAAUUUCGUUUGCGUGUGUUUAACAGCCACUGGUUCCGGAAUGCGUACUGUGAUUUGAGUGUUCCUGAUUAUUACUGGAUAGAAUCGAUCACGUGUAGCUUGUCAACUCAAAAGUAUUCACGGAUUCCUAAAUAAUCUGAAAAUAUAAAGCAUUUUAAUCCUGAUUUAAAGCUUUCGUGACUGCAGGGAUUCAUAUUCUUGGUUCUUUCGGUAAAGUCAUCACACCUGAUGACGAUUGAUUGUGUUGCAGUCGAAACGUGAGAAUUUUUAUUGUUUUAUAUUUAUAUUAUUUCCCUUCUACGUGACUUUACCGAAAGAAUCAAGAAUAUAAUUUUAAUCCUGUUUGCAAAUGUCACACGUGCAUUUGAAGGGCGCACAUUAUUGCUUGUGCCGAUUGUUAUUACCGAUUUUACUUUCAAUAAACAACACUUUAUUUGAACCAAAACUAGACUCGGAAAUGAAGGUCCAAGUAAAGACUUGUGUGUCCAAAUGAUGUGCUUGCCAAACCUCCAAACGUGAUUCCACGUAAGGCCCUGUCACAUGGCGACUAUUUAGAUAAUAAGUAUUAUAAUUUUUUUCUACCUACGUGACUUUACCGAAAGAACCAAAGAGCAUGGAUUCCUGCGGUCACGAAAGCUUUAAAUCAAGAUUGAAGUAUUUAAUUGUGUGCCCUACUUCAUAUCCCCGUAUGGGGGUCUAAACGAUCAUCCACACGCGGAUGAUCGCUAAUUAGUUUUGUCGUUAAUCUCAGGACAAAUCAGAACACUAGCAUAAGUACACAACACU